This is a messenger RNA of Plenodomus lingam JN3, 180 nucleotides long. The record is from RefSeq and is a predicted model, not a curated record. NCBI's taxonomy places the organism in Eukaryota, Fungi, Ascomycota, Dothideomycetes, Pleosporales, Leptosphaeriaceae.
AUGUGGGGUAGUACAAUCAACUGGGCUGCUACAUCUUACACCGAGACGGAGUGGAAUCGAGUGCUACGAAACUGUAGCGAGCCUAUGAUCAAAGCCUCGGAGAUCUUGUUCCAGUCCACUGUCAAAUGCAAGGGACGUUGCGAGGAGGCGAGGCGAGGCAGUCCCAUUUGCAAACCUUGA